CCGCCGCGGCAACCGUAACCGUGCCGACGGUAUCUGUGAUGACCUGUCAGAGUUGGUUGACGACCCAGGUCUGUUUCUGGACCGAGCCAGAGCACUGUUACGAGAACAGGCCCUGGUGGCUGGAGAGAAGGAUGAGGAGGGAGAGAAGGACGAGGGAGAGAGGGAGGGGGGGAGGAGGCUGAAGAGGGAUUGGGACCGAGGGGAGAGAAGGGCAGGAGGGGGGCCGAUGCGAGCGGAGGGGAGGCAGCUAGCCGAGACUCUAAAACAGGAGCUCAACUCUGCCAUGUCACAGGUGGUCGACACCGUGGUUAACGGGUUCAACCAUAAACCCCCCAGCCAUCAUCAUCUUCAACACCAUCCCUCUCAUCACAGUGGCUCCCAAAACCCCCCCUCUGCCACUAAAGCUCCCUCACAGGCCUCCUUUCCUCGCUUCCCCCCCUCCCUCGCCACUGACUCUCGCUUCGGGGGAGUCAGCAUGAACAUGAACGGCGACAGCCCCAACUUUCACUCAGCCAAUAAGAGGCUGCCGUGCUUUGGCGACGUCAUCAUCCCGAGCACGCUGGACUCGUUCGGGGGCCUCAGUGUUCCGACGGCCGGUGACCAGACAGAAGCACUGCCUCUAGUGGUCAGGAAGACCAGCGCCGACCCACACCAACAGAACCCCUCUCUCCCUCCUCCUCCUCACCCCCACCACCCCUCCCUCCAUUCCUCCCCCCUCUCUGCCUCUCUGGGGUUCUCCUCUCCCUCCUUCCGACACCCCUUCCCCCUCCCACUGAUGGGCUACCCUUUCCAGAGCUUCUCCAAAGACCAGCGCUCCUCCCCUGAGUCCAUGGACCUCUCCAGGGAAACUGUGGGGCUGCGGACCAAGAUGGUGUCGGGCGGGGGCGUCCAUUUUGUCUCCCACCACCACCACCACAGGCAGAGCUCUCCGCCCCAACAUGGAGGGGGGGGCGAGGGGCUGUCGCUCAUCAAGUCAGAGUGUGGAGACCUUCAGGACAUGGCUGACAUAUCACCUUAUUCAGGAAGUACU
Salvelinus sp. IW2-2015 is the source of this 1030-nucleotide messenger RNA. RefSeq names its product prospero homeobox protein 1-like. Lineage: Eukaryota; Metazoa; Chordata; Actinopteri; Salmoniformes; Salmonidae. Gene Ontology annotation, molecular function: DNA-binding transcription factor activity, RNA polymerase II-specific; RNA polymerase II cis-regulatory region sequence-specific DNA binding. Gene Ontology annotation, biological process: regulation of transcription by RNA polymerase II. Gene Ontology annotation, cellular component: nucleus. The record is from RefSeq and is a predicted model, not a curated record.